Messenger RNA from Papilio machaon (common yellow swallowtail), 2835 nucleotides. RefSeq names its product solute carrier organic anion transporter family member 74D. Gene Ontology annotation, cellular component: membrane. The transcript is spliced from 11 exons. The record is from RefSeq and is a predicted model, not a curated record. Gene Ontology annotation, molecular function: protein binding. The coding region runs from base 391 to 2478 and encodes 695 amino acids. NCBI's taxonomy places the organism in Eukaryota, Metazoa, Arthropoda, Insecta, Lepidoptera, Papilionidae. Gene Ontology annotation, biological process: sodium-independent organic anion transport; transmembrane transport.
UAAUCAAAUUUAAAUUGUAAUUUGCACUUAUACAAAACUUUUUUAUCAUAAAUUGUGAUGACUUCUUGCUGUGGUAAUGAAUUGGUAUUUAAUACUGCAUUAAGCGAAGUAGUAUCCAGUAAUUUAGAUUUUAUUGCAAAUUUAGUACAGAACGAGUACAGUGCAUGUGUUAUCCUCGGUGCUCUCGGGCUUGCUAGUGCAAUUUUAGCAGCAUUUACUUUUAGGAACAGUGCAAAUAUCUCAAUUACGUGCAAGAAACAAUCCCAUUUUAUAAGAAAGUAAAAGUUAUGCAGUUUAUCGCAUUCUGCUGAGGCUACCAGAGCGGCGGUCGCUGCGACAGUCUCGAACGGGCAGGCGGGCGCCACCGACCCCGCCGUCGAAGAAGGCGCUAUGAAAGGAGUCGAGGCGACACCGGAAGAGCAGGAACGGUUAGCGACCGGAAAUAAUAAUGGUUCCCUCGUGUGCAAGCUGCCCGAGCCGGAGGAGCCGGACUCGUGUGCCGCGUUUCACUCGACGCGUAUCUUCAUGUUGGUGUUUCUCUCGGGCUGGGUGCUACAGGGAAUGUUCCUCACGUAUUUUGUGAGCGUAACGACGACCAUCGAGAAGCUGUUCAAAGUUGAGUCGAAGACAACGGGCACGCUGCUGGCCGCGACGGAGAUCGGGCAGAUAUGCACGGCGUUGUUUCUGACGUAUCUGGCGGGGCGCGGGCACCGGCCGCGCUGGAUUGCCUGCAUGAUGCUCGUGCUGGCGGUGGGUGUCAUCGGCUGCAUGAUGCCACACAUGGCCUACGGCACCGAACUGCUCGAGGUGCAUCUCGACUCGCACACUGCCGGCGCGGGACCCAUCUGCGCGCUCGACAAAAACUCCUCACUGAUCAAAUGUGACGACGCCCAAGUGCAAAGCACAAAAACUAGAUCCUCGAUCACGGCUGUCGUUAUACCGUGGCUAUUCAUCUGCUUGCUCGUGGUGGGUGUGGGACAAACCGGAAUCGCCACCCUGGGCAUUCCUUACGUCGACGAUAACGUGGGGAGCAGACAGUCGCCACUAUACAUGGCGAUUACCAUCGGUAUCAGAGUUAUCGGUCCAGCUCUUGGCUUUAUGCUGGGCGCCCUCUGUACAAGAGUGUACGUGGACCCUUUGGCAGAUCCUGGAUAUGAUAACACUGAUCCACGAUGGGUCGGCGCUUGGUGGUUAGGUAUGGUGGUGAUAGCGGGCUUCGUGGUGAUCCUGUCGAUCCUCAUGUUCUUCUUCCCGCGACAGAUCAAGCAGAGCCCGCAGCCGCUGCCGAGGAAGAAGAGUAAAGAGAAGAGCGAGCCAUUCUUUAAAGAUUUCUUCGCGACGAUAAAACGUCAGCUGACAAAUGACAUCCUGAUGUGGCGCACAGCGAGCUCGGUGUUGCACCUGAUGCCUAUCAGCGGGCUGGUCAGCUUCCUGCCCAAGUACCUGGAGAAGCAGUUCCGGCUGCCGACGCACGACGCCAACCUUGUCUCGGGUCUGGGUGGUAUCCUGAUAAUGGGUCUGGGCAUCAUAACAUCGGGUGUUGUGAUACUGAAGCUGGUACCGACGGCGCGUCAGGUCGCCGCCUGGACCGCAGCCUCCGCAGCCAUGUACAGUGCUGGUAUGGUGGUAUUGAUGUUUGUGAGUUGUCCCGAGGAGAGUUUCCGUAUGCUGAGUGAGAAUGGUGUCACCAGCAACUUGUCCUGCAGCGCCGCUUGCCACUGUGAUGGUGCACCAUACAGCCCCGUCUGCGGACAGGACUCGUUCACAUAUGUGUCGGCGUGUCAGGCGGGCUGCGAGUCAAGCCGACAGCUCGACAACUCCACCUGGCUCUACUACAACUGCUCCUGCAUCGAGGAUCACGAGCGAGGGGAGAAGGCUAUGGCUAUUCUCGAGCGGUACGCGAUGUUGAAUUCAUCUGAGGUGUUGGGUGGGAGUGGUGGGGGUUUGGCGGUGAGCGGGGAGUGCGGGGGUCCGUGUGCACAACUCUACGUCUUCGUGGCAAUCUUCGCCGCCGCCAUGUUCAUACAUGCCACCGGUGAGGUCGGAGCUGUGCUGCUCAUCAUACGAUGCACUGACAAACAUGACAAGGCGAUGGCGAUGGGCGUGAUCCAGUUUGCGAUAGGCGUGUUCGGCAACGUGCCGUGCCCCAUACUGUUCGGUGCGGCGGUGGACGCGGCGUGUCGGCUGAGAGACGCGGCUUGCGGACUGCUCGGCGCUUGCGCGUCUUAUGACAACGACAGUCUCAGACAUCUAUAUCUAGGUCUAGCGGCGGGGCUGAUGUUCCUCGCGUUCAUAAUGGACAUGCUGGUGUGGAGCAAAGCGGGCCGCAUCGACAUGAACCCCGCGGAGACGCCCGACGCCGCGCCCCUCGCCAGACCCCACGCCCCACACGAGCCCCACGCCCCACACGAGCCCCACGCACACCACGAACCCCUCGCACCACACGAACCCCACGCGGCCCCUGACACGCAGCUCUGACGUACGCACACCUACGAGUCACACUUUUGAACUAAUAUAACCUUUAAAUUGAAGGUAGUAAGGUCGAUUAUAACUUGCACAGUCCAACUAAAUGUGAAUUUAAAUUUGGAAUACUAUAGCCAAAAGCCUGGUUUACAUUAUGCCAGUACAGUGACAGUAGCGCUCAAAAUCAGUGCUGGCAGGCAAUUGACAUACUGUAAACAUUAACUGGCGCCAGUCAAUACUGUCCUAUACUGGCAUAAUUUAAAUCAAACAUAAUGCUAUUUUAAUUCUGACCAAACAAUGAGCCUAUAACAUGGGUUAUAUCUUGCACGGAGAUUUAAAAAUGCCAUCAAAAUGCUAACUAUUGUUUUUAGC